Molecule: messenger RNA, 176 nt
Organism: Eimeria tenella
Lineage: Eukaryota; Apicomplexa; Conoidasida; Eucoccidiorida; Eimeriidae
Exons: 2
Source: RefSeq, a predicted model, not a curated record
AUGGGGCCCCGAAAGACGGAGACAGAGCUGCUGCUGGAGGGUUUGCUGCAGUCUCUUUAUUUGCUGCAGAAGGGCCCCAGCAGCAGCGCAGCAGCAGCAAAAGCUUUUGCUGCGUAUGCUGCUGUUAUGAGAGGCAGCAGCAGCAUUUCAAUUAAAAGGAAUUCAAAAUCCGCUGA